AUGAGACCUCCCAAACUCCACCCACUCAAAAGCAGCCAUCCCUAUAAUCCAGGAUCAUACCCCUUAACUUUCUCUUCCUUUGGUGAACCAACAGUAACCGAUCAGCAACCGACCAGUAGUAACCAGGAAACAGAACUGCGGCAAACAGGUAUCUCAAACAGUAAGACAAGAAGCAGUCCAAUGCAUACAGAAGAACGUGGUGGGGCAAGCAGGUACCAGCAGCCCAUGCAACAUCAAGCUGAAAAACAUCAAAGACAGGGUGUAACCCUGGUUAUGAACCAUGGAGUCAACUUGUGUCAUCACAUCAGGCAGACAGGGAAAGUAUCCCGCAAAACCAA
This is a messenger RNA of Pelobates cultripes (western spadefoot toad), 338 nucleotides long. Lineage: Eukaryota; Metazoa; Chordata; Amphibia; Anura; Pelobatidae. The record is from the annotation of a GenBank genome assembly.